CGAACAGCUUAGGUCAUACAUUUUUGACCAGCAUCGGGGUCGCAGGCGUUGCAAAUAAAGGGAAAAAAAAGUUUAGCGCGGUCUCCCGGGCCUGGUUGGCGCUUCUGCUGAAAUGCGCGAUCUGCUCUGCUUCCUCAAAUCCUGCUGAUUUUGUGCCGGAUGGAAAUGUGGCUUUUAACGUGGUUUGCUGGUUUGUUUUAGUGACGGGAAAGUUGCGUUAGAAUCUGCCGUUCAGGGUUUGUGAAUCCGGCGGCCAGCUUUUUGUUUUACCCUUUGCGGGGAGCGGGGAGGGUGGAUUUGCGUUUUCCUCAUCAAUUGUGUUUGAGAUGUAAUCAUUAUUUCAUACGCUAGCCAUGCGCAGUGAGGCUUUUCGAAACGGAGGAAAAAACGAAUAACCCUUGCAAUCCCUCCUUAUGAAUCCAAGACUCUGAAGCAGCGUUACAGCUAAGAUACUAACGCCGACUGCAAAUACAUGAAACAGCUUAUUUAGUAACCCCAUCAAAUUAGCUACCAUUAUGCAAAGCAGAGAAUUACAACAGCGAGAGGCUGACUGGAUUUUUUAAACCGCCGAGGCGCAUUUUACCGAAUAUUUCAUGAACUACCACCGCUGCGGCUCAAUGUUUUUAGCAUUGUGGCUAAACGCUACUACAUCAGUAGCGUACCGGCCAAGUUAACUUGGUACAGUUAGCCUGCUGUUCACCUUUGUUUCAUACAUGAAACACUGGCAUUGAACAGGUUAAAGAAGCAGGAUUCAUAGAUUUACACUGCUGCUCACAUGCUUAUGUGUAUUAUUGUACUUUACAAUACAGUUGGUUGGUCGUCCAUUGUGAGCCAAAGAAGGGUUUUGAACACUGCAUAGGCCUGUGGGCUACAUUCAAUAAAGAAACAUACAAAAACGUUUUCCGGUGUAUAUAUUUAUAAAUAUAUAAGGGGGUAAGCUUAUGAAUAUUAGAUUAUACAUUUGUAAAGGAGGUUACUAGUCAUUUUGCUUGAAAUAGGAUGCACUAAUAGGCAGUGUUUCAAAGGAAAAUGGAGAAAAAUGACUUUAUCACAUCUUUCUUUUGUUCUUGUAGGCAUUUAUCUAAUGUCCUUGCACUUGAACGUUCCUCAAAUGCAGACAUAUUGCACAGACAGAACACUGUUUUAAAUAGUGGGAGAUACUUUUUCACUAGUGUGCAGCUGCUUUCAUUCAUUCUCUUGUCUUCCAGACUCUGUUUGGCCAGAUCACUUGAGAGACAGUAAGGCAACUCAACAACACUCAAAAAUCAGACCAUGCCACAUGGUGAGCAAGCCCCCAUCAGAUAGCACCACAGAACUGUAUUGAUCAUGAGACCUUGCCAAAUUGUAGCUAAGCUUUCCUAAGUUAAAUUAGAGAAAACUUUACUACAUAAGUGAAAGGUAGCUAAUUUGAGGUCUCAUGCAUGCUGAAUGGCUUGCCUGAGUGGUUGUGGACAGUGGCAGCGCUUCUGUGCUGUAUGUUAGAGCUCAGUUAAUUGGCCUACUGGUCGCCCAGAUCUGUUCCUCACCUCUCCCACCAGAAGCAUGGAAACAUGGCAGGAGAAGCGGAGUAUUCAGACUAUGAAUCUGCGAUCAGUGUUCACUGCUGAACAGCAGCGCAUCCUUGAGCGUUACUAUGAAAAUGGCAUGACUAACCAGAGCAAGAGCUGCUUCCAACUCAUUCUGCAGUGUGCCCAGGAGGCCAAACUUGACUUCAGUGUGGUCAGGACAUGGGUAGGCAACAAAAGAAGGAAGCUGGCCUCCAAGGCAGAUAAGAAUGGAGUGGUCGGCCUCUCUAACCAUGCCCUUGCCGGGCCUGCUGGGGCUCUUGUUGCUGGAUCAGUAUUAACAGCAGAGAUGGCUGCCGUGCGAGCUGUCCAGCGUGGUCCAGCCGUGGCUCACCUCCUCCCACCGCCAGCCUCCUGCCCUUCUUCCUCUUCCUCACCCUCCUCUUGUUCACCACUCAGCAGUGGCAGUGGAACUAAUAAUAAUAACGAUGUCAUAGUGACGGGCACAUACUCUCUCCUGCGCAGCGCCAACCGCCUAGACUCUUCAUCUCAAAGUCGAACAGGGCCAAAAGCUGUGCCCACACAGUCUGAUCCUGAACCAAGUCCACAGGCUCGUCCAGCCUUACAUCCAGACGCAGUUUCCCUCCACUCUGCUGCGAUAGCCCUCCAGCGCAAAGCUCCCCACAUCCCGACCUCCAGUGCCCUGUUGUUCAGCCAGAUGAGGAGGACGUUCUCGCCUCGAGAACCAGUGGCUAUCCCUCCCAACUGGGCAAAGCAAUAUGGUACACCUCAGAACCAGUCAUGGCCAAGCAUUUCUCACCAACAAACAUUGCCAAUACGCAACAGCCCCCCAGCCAGUACCUCAGAUAGUGGGCUUAAGAUCCAACAAGUGUACACCAUUGCCGGGUUAGGGGAAGCCUCGCAACGAUCUAAUCCUGGGACCAGUCAGGAUCGGAGUUUGAAAAAACCACACCCACCUGAUACAUCAGAGACGUUUUCGAUUGCCAUGGAAACAGGUGAUGUGGAGGAUGAGUAUUCUCGGGAAGAGGAACUGGCUAACAUGGGUGCCCAGAUUCAACUCAGCAAAUCCACCAGUAGCAGUGUUAGCACAGCAGAAGGCAACAGGAACUCGUCAAGCGGGCCUUCCUUGAUCGAUAGCCGGGGUAUGUACGCUGUGACUGGAAGGAACCAGUCGACUGCACCACUCAGUUCCCCAAACUCUGCCCUAUUUGGAGAGAAAGGGUGUCAAACCAACAGUUCUUUACUACUCGGUACAGCUUCUGGUGACGGUUACCCAUUCAGGCUCUUCUCACAGACCUCUCCGACAAGAAUACCCACCCUGAAGGUAAGUAGCAUGUCGGCUCCCUGGCUUCUUAGCAACUCCCGUAAAAGAACACUUCAGGACAGGACGCAGUUUAGCGAUGGGGACCUGUACACACUGAAGAGGUACUGGGACAAUGGGAUGACCAGUCUGGGGUCUGUGUGCAGAGAGAAGAUCUCAGCAGCAGCCACUGAGCUCAACGUGGACAGUGAAAUCAUUAAGACUUGGAUUGGUAACCGCAGGAGGAAGUAUCGACUGAUGGGUAUUGAAAUUCCACCUCCCAAAGGAGGCCCAGCAACCUUUCCUAAAGUAGCUAGUGCAGAGCCCCCUUCACCUCUGACCCCUGAAGAGGAUGAGCCUAGGAUCUUAAAGCCUGCAGAAGAUAGUGAACAGAAUGAUGUUGUGUCACUCUGCAUGUCUGAAGAUGGAACGAGUGACUCUUACCUGAAAGAGAAUGACGAUGGGCAUGAUGGCUCUACUAAUUCUGCCCUUGCUGAAAAUGUGAAGAUUGAAAUAAUUGAUGAAGAAGAAGAUGAUGACGACGACGACGAUGAUGGCGAGUUGAUGGCCACAGAUAUGGAACAAAUGCAUAGUCUUUUAGAGUACAAACAUGAAGAAGUCCAGUACCUUGAGAGCGAGCUAGAGAACCAAAAACAGAAGUACUAUGAGCUGAGGACCUUCACCAAAAGCCUACUGAAAGCGAUGAAGAACAAUGACCUUGAGAAACAGCAGGAACUGUUAGCCAGCCUACCUCAACAAGUGGAAGAAGACUUGGGGCUGAGUCCGGAGCGGGACGCGGAGUCCAGCAUGGAGAUGACCUCCAGCCAGAAGGAUUCCUCUGUAUCAGAGGGGGAGGGGGACACACACUCACACACACUCCACACCGUGCCUGUGGAAGCUUACAAGUAAUAAUGGACCUGCUGCGGCCUUUUUUACCGCAUAUCAGACAGUCUUCUCGGGUGGAUCCAGUACUCCAUCAAUAAAUGACACUAACUUGA
This is a messenger RNA of Pygocentrus nattereri (red-bellied piranha), 3824 nucleotides long. RefSeq names its product highly divergent homeobox (gene hdx). Gene Ontology annotation, molecular function: DNA-binding transcription factor activity, RNA polymerase II-specific; RNA polymerase II cis-regulatory region sequence-specific DNA binding. The coding region runs from base 1543 to 3735 and encodes 730 amino acids. Lineage: Eukaryota; Metazoa; Chordata; Actinopteri; Characiformes; Serrasalmidae. The transcript has 10 exons. The record is from RefSeq and is a predicted model, not a curated record. Gene Ontology annotation, biological process: regulation of transcription by RNA polymerase II.